Messenger RNA from Lasiodiplodia theobromae, 924 nucleotides. Its product is annotated as Short-chain dehydrogenase reductase sdr protein. Bases 1 to 924 code for a protein of 307 amino acids. The record is from RefSeq and is a predicted model, not a curated record. Lineage: Eukaryota; Fungi; Ascomycota; Dothideomycetes; Botryosphaeriales; Botryosphaeriaceae. The transcript has a single exon.
AUGAGUGACGCACUUGCCACACGUCCCUCCAAGCGGCCCCGCAUCUCGUAUGGCGAAGGCCAAGACGACGACGACGCAACGUCAACCCCCGCCAGCAACACCCAACAUGACAACAUCAGUGACAUGACCGAAGCGGAGCCCGCGCGCAUUGGCAGCAACAGGCGCCGCACCUGCGGCUGGGCCGACCUCCCUGGAGAACUUCGCAACCAGAUAUACGAGCUCUGCCUCGUGCCAUCGACCUCUCCAAUCGGCGUUCGCUCCGUCGAACGCAAGGGAAUGAAGAACAGACUGAAGUGGAUGGAAAUGCGCCGCCAAUCGCCGACAGAUUCGAGAUGGCCAGAACUGCGGAAACUCCGUCCCACAUUAAACCUUCUGCGUAUCAACAAAGCUACCUAUGCCGAAGGCAGCACCUACCUCUACUCAAAUGAGUUCUACUUCUUCACGUCGAAGGACCUCUCCAUCUUCCUCAAACACAUGUCAGCGGCACAGAAGCUCGUACUUCGGAACAUUUCCCUGGAGAUUCCAUCGCUGGAAGACGCUAUUAGCAUGGGAUGCGGCCUCGGGAUUCAUGAGCAGAGCAACUUCAUCCUGUCCGGGCUUCAACGGCUUGAGGGGGCGAUAAACCUGAAGACGCUGCAGCUGAUCUUGGUUGACAGCCUGUGGAGCGUGAGGUUAGCAUCGGAAUGGAGUCUGGAAUGGCUUGCAGCGGAGGUGUACAAGAAAGCUCACCGUUGGCUGCAAGCAAUCAGUGCUCAGAAAGGCAGCAGUGAAAAGGCCGUGGAUCUAAUUAACGUCAAAGGCAUUUCCAGACCUUUGUAUUCAAGCGAUAGUAAAUUGUGGCGUUACCUUUACAAGGGAUUCGCGGAGUCGAAUUCUGAAGAUACCUCAUUGCUGCGGAAAGAGCUGGUGAAGCGCAUGCAGUGA